Scylla paramamosain (green mud crab) is the source of this 2699-nucleotide messenger RNA. Its product is annotated as regulator of G-protein signaling loco-like. The record is from RefSeq and is a predicted model, not a curated record. The coding region runs from base 309 to 2699 and encodes 796 amino acids. The transcript has 2 exons. Lineage: Eukaryota; Metazoa; Arthropoda; Malacostraca; Decapoda; Portunidae. Gene Ontology annotation, cellular component: nucleus; plasma membrane; cytoplasm. Gene Ontology annotation, molecular function: protein binding; GTPase activator activity. Gene Ontology annotation, biological process: regulation of G protein-coupled receptor signaling pathway.
AGAGAGAGCGAGAGAGACAGAGUUGCAAGGACUGCCCGCAACAAGAUGGCGGCUGGGUAUUCUCUCGAGAGAUAAAUAUUCGUCACAUUUUUGUUAUUUUCUCGUGUUUCCCUCGCGCUGUGACGCUGUGCCCCUGAGAACUGACCCUGCAGGCCUUGGGGGAGGAUGUGACGCCCCCUGGAGGAGAAAAUAACCCCUGGGAAGCGAGAAAUGAGACGGAGAAUUGAUUGAAGUGCGAAAUUCUCUAAAGGUAUAAGCGGGGCAUCACCACCACCACCACUACAACCACCACCACCGCCACCGCCACCAUGCACAACAACAACAACAACAACCACAACAACCACAACAGCCACCACCACAACAACAACAACAGGCGGCGCAAGAAGCGUCCCUCUUACGGCGUGCGCACUGUGGAGAUCACGAAGGGGCGCAAGGGGUUUGGCUUCACCAUCAGUGGGCAGGGGCCGUGCAUGCUGUCCUGCAUUGUGCCAGGGUCGCCGGGGGAGCGGGCCGGCCUGCGCCCCGGGGACUACCUCAUCGCGGUCAACGGCCAGAACGUCAGCAAGGCGGCCCAUGACGACGUGGCGCGGCUCAUCGGCGCCUCCAAGCUGCUCAAGCUGCAGAUCGCGGAGAACUACUACUCAGACUCCUCUGACGACGAGUUCGUGACGGUGAGCCGCCCCAAGCCCAAGUACCCCAACAGACUGCGCCACAAGAGCCAGCAGACGCGCGCCGAGAAGGUGGUGCGCGACCUGCAGAGCGGCGCCAUCUUCAGCGAGCACGCCGCGCUGCACCUCGGCGAGGCCGCCCUGCUGGACCGCGACGCCUGGCCACCCAAGGCGCCCCUCACGCCCACGCCCAAGCCAGACCCCGCGCCCCCGCCCGCGCCCUCCACCUCCCCCACACGCCUGCGCCCCGACCAGAUCCACCUGGUGAUGGCAGAGGCGCGCCAGGCCGCACGCACACCGCGCCCCCUCAAGGAGCCGCAGCCCCAGGCCCCGCCCCCUCAGCCCGUGGCGCCCCCGCCCCAAGCGCCGCCCCAGCCCCAGGCGCCGCCGCAGCCCCAGACGGCGCCGCUGCGGCCGCGCCACCUGGCCAAGAAGAAGGACAAGUCCCCCAAGGCCAAGCUGCGGCAGCACGGCGGCGAGGGGGGCCGCCCCCUGCCCCCGCAGACUCCCCAGCCUCCGCCCCACCAGGCCCCCCAGGCGCCGCCGCAGCCCCAGGCGCCGCGGCAGCAUUCCCCGGCGCCGCAGCCACAGCCGCAGUGGGUGGAAGUGGCGGGGGGGCCUGCCCUGGAGGCGUACAGCGGCCUGACGGAGCAGGAGCUGCAGCAGCUGCUGUGCCCCUCGCUGGCGCCGCCCGGCCCCGGCCCCGGCGUGGGCGGCGGCGGCGGCGUGUGCGCGGGCCCCGGGGCGGGGGGCGCGGCGCUGUACCGGGCCGUGGUGGGCUACCUGGGCACUAUUGAGAUGCCCAAAGAGCCUGCGGGGGGCUCGCGGCUGGCAGCCAUCAGGAGCUGUGUGCGGCGCCUGCGCAUUGAGAAGAAGGUGCACACGCUGGUGCUGAUGUCGGUGUGCGCGGAGCGCGUGGUGCUCACCAGCCCACACGGCCUCACGCUGGCGCAGUACCCCGCGGACCGCAUCACCUUCUGCGGCGUGUACGCGGACGACAAGAAGUUCUUCGGCCUGGUGACGGUGCACGGCGCGGCGGGCGACGACCUCAGCGACGGCUCGCACGACGGCGGCGGUGGCGACGGCAGCGGCGGCAGCGGCGUGGGCAGCACGUCCUCGUCGUGCCACGUGUUCAUGGUGGACCCGCGCAUGGUGCUGCACGCCGACCACGCGCGCCGCGCCAAGAACUUCCGCCUGGAGUGCACGCCGCGCCCCGACGCCGCGCAGUGCCAGGAGUUCCCGGAGAGCGCGGACCCCAUCCUGCACGCCAUCCUGGGCCUGUACCGUGGCAGGGCGGGGCCGCUGGAGGGCGGCGCGCCGGGCCUGGUGGACGUGGAGGCGCAGCUGUCGCCGCACCACUCCAACACGUCCUCCAACUCAUCCAACUCUGACUCCGGCAUCGGCUUCCGCGACGAGGGGGGCGGCCACCCCUACCACCACCACCACGACCGCGUCUUUGUCGUGGAGGUGGACGACAGCCAGCGCCUCCGCGUGCAGAACUUCCCCGCCGCUGCUGCGCCGCGCCCCGCGCCCCUGCCUGACCCCCUGCGCGCCGCGCUGGAGCCCCUGCCGCUGCGGGGCGGCGGCGGCGGCGGCGGCGGCGGCGGCGGCGGCGGUGGUGGUGGCGAGGCGCACCGCGGCCUGUUGGACGCCCACCGCCCCGCCCUGGAGGGCCUGCGCGGCGCCGACAACCUGCGCGUGGUGGACAACCUGCGCGGUGGCCUGCGCGGCGCCCUGGACGGCCACCGCCCCGCCAUGGAGCCCCCUGCGUCCCACGCUGGAGGGGCUGCGGCCUGCCCUGGAGGUGCUGCGGGGGCGGGCGACGCCCACCGGGGGGGCGGGGGGAGCUGCACCGCGGGGACAACGUGCGCUGCGCUGACCCGCACCGGGGGGACGGCCUCAGGGUGGGCGUGGACUCCCACAGGGUGGGCGUGGAACCACCGCGUGGGCGUGGACAACCAUCGAGUGUGUGUGGACGGACACCGCGCGGGCGUGGAAGGGCAUAGGGUGGGGAGUCGUAGAGGCACAUAG